Messenger RNA from Hipposideros armiger (great roundleaf bat), 6278 nucleotides. It is a transcript of the gene ASB3, whose product is annotated as ankyrin repeat and SOCS box containing 3. Gene Ontology annotation, biological process: protein K6-linked ubiquitination. Bases 35 to 1195 code for a protein of 386 amino acids. Gene Ontology annotation, molecular function: protein binding; ubiquitin-protein transferase activity. Lineage: Eukaryota; Metazoa; Chordata; Mammalia; Chiroptera; Hipposideridae. The record is from RefSeq and is a predicted model, not a curated record. Gene Ontology annotation, cellular component: BRCA1-A complex; BRCA1-BARD1 complex. The transcript has 8 exons.
GCUUUUCCUCCAGCAGUCAGUACUGGUCAAAAGAAUGGAUUUUACAGAGGCUUACUCUGACACAUGCUCCACAGUUGGACUUGCUGCCAGGGAAGGCAAUGUGAAAGUCUUAAGAAAAUUGCUCAAAAAGGGACGUAGCAUUGAUGUUGCUGAUAACAGGGGAUGGAUGCCAAUUCACGAAGCAGCUUAUCACAACUCUAUAGAAUGUUUGCGGAUGUUAAUUCAAAAUGUGUUAAGGCUGUUGCUACGACAUGGAGCAAAUGUUAAUGGAUCCCAUUCUAUGUGUGGAUGGAAUGCCUUACACCAGGCUACUUUUCAGGAAAAUGCUGAGAUCAUAAAAUUGCUUCUUAAAAAAGGAGCAAACAAGGAAUGCCAGGAUGACUUUGGAAUCACACCUUUAUUUGUGGCUGCUCAGUAUGGCAAGCUAGAAAGCUUGAGCAUACUUAUUUCAUCGGGUGCAAAUGUCAAUUGUCAAGCCUUGGACAAAGCUACUCCCUUGUUCAUUGCUGCUCAGGAGGGCCACACACGGUGUGUGGAGCUCUUGCUGUCCAGUGGGGCAGCUCCUGAUCUUUACUGUAAUGAGGACAGUUGGCAGUUACCUAUUCAUGCGGCUGCACAGAUGGGCCACACAGAAAUCUUGGACUUGUUAAUACCACUUACUAACCGGGUCUGUGACACUGGGCCAGACAAAGUGAGUCCUGUUUACUCAGCAGUGUUUGGAGGACACGAAGAGUGCCUGGAAAUGUUACUCCAGCACGGCUACAGCCCAGAUGCCCAGAUGUGCCUCGUCUUUGGAUUUAGUUCUCCCAUGUGCAUGGCUUUCCAAAAGGACUGUGAAUUCUUUGGAAUUGUGAAUAUUCUUUUGAAAUACGGAGCCCAGCUAAAUGAACUUCAUUUGGCAUACUGCCUGAAGUAUGAGAAGUUUUCAGUAUUUCGCUAUUUUUUGAAGAAAGGUUGCCCAUUGGCACCGUGGAACCAUAUAUCUGAAUUUAUAAAUCAUGCAAUUAAAGCACAGACAAAAUACAAGGAAUGGUUGCCAUCUCUCCUGCUGGCUGGAUUUGACCCACUGAAUCUACUGUGCAGUUCUUGUCCCAGAAGCCUCCAUAAUUACUUGCUCUAUGAAGACGUUUUGCGGAUGAACGAAGUUCCGGAUCUGGCAGUUAUUCAAGAUGGAGAUAUCAGCAAAUCUUCUUAACACAGCUCAUGCCUUACUCUGAAAACCACCAAGACAGAGAGCCAUGGAGUGCAGAGUCUUCAUGAUUUUACUGUCAGAAAUGAUGAUUUUUGUUUCAAUUUUAGGUUUUUGAUGAGGCAGUAGUUUGAUGCAAAUGUUUAUAACUGGGUAAAAAAAAAAGUAUUGUAAACUUCACUUAUGUUACUUUAUUGCAGUUUUAUCACCAGUACAUUUGGUGUUGUAAUAUUCAUUUACCUAUGAUGUAAUAUUAUCUAUGUUGUAAUAUUCAUUUCUGCUUUAUUCUGAUAAUGCACUGUGGUGCUGCUUGUAGUGCUAAACAUGGCGUAUUUCCACCUGCGAUUCUGUGUUUUUCUACGGCUAGGCGCUUAGAAUGGAAUGCAUGAAACUUCACUGGAAGUGCACACACAGUGGGGUUGAAAGCUGUUAUUUUAUUUGAGGUUGAAUAUCUCUUAUGUCUUUAAAAGCAUUAUUUUAUAUUCCAUUCUCAUCUCUUCAUUCAGUCACUUUUAUGAAGAAUUGAUAUUUAUUGGCUUUUCACAGGUAAACUCAGGGGAGAAUUUUUUAAAAAAGAAUAUAGAAAAUGAGUUAUUUUGCUGCCUUUUUUUUGUUUCCCCUCCAGUUCCUUGAUACUCACUUUGGCUAUAAAAGACUCCAUUUCUGCAAAGGCAAGAACAGACCUAACCUCAAAGGUAUGCUUAGGUGAAAAAAAGCUAGGUUGUUAUUGAGAUAAAUGAACACUUUGCCUCAUUUAGAAUACUAAUCAGGAGACUGUGAGGGGCGUUUCUGUAGUACCAUCUUAAAAGAAAGAAAGGCAUGUAUUCCUGAGUCACUUAGUAUCAAAUAAAAACAUGCAAGCUCCAUUCGGCCUCCAAAUCAGAGGGCAGAUUUGAUCCUAUGAAGCAAUGAUUGCCAGUUCUAUUAAUUUUAUAGUGUUUUUUCUUUUUAUUAUCUAGAGAAGUUACCAAAUAGUCCAUGAAAUUUUUAGACCUUAGAGUCCUAGGUUAAUGAGACACCGCCUCAUAGAUUUUAUAAUUGCUUGAUCUGAAUCUAGAGUCACAGAGGACUAAACACUGGAUCACGUGAGCUAUGAUAAGAGGCUGUGGGGACCAGCCUUGAGGGAAAGGUUAUGAAACAUUGUCAUAUACAACUAGAGAUAGGGUACAAAGGAGGGCAAGUCUUCUCUCCUGUUGGGUUCCUGUGGCUUAAAAUAGAUGGGAAUGGGACAGCCAGGUCCAUCUCUGAUAGGCCUUUGCUGUUUGAUAAAAAAGCAAGUGAUGAAGGCAGACCAAAUGAUGGAGGCAUUAUUGAGGUCCAGAGGACCAAUGAUGGGGGCAUUAUUUAGGUCCAGACUGACCUCUGCACAGAUCAGAGUUAUAGUUGCUGCCUGUGGGAUGGAGAUAAAGUUUGGAUGUGGAUAUACAGGCAGAAAUAAGUGUAAAUAUGGAAAACCAGGUGGAAAUUCUAAUACUUAAUAAAAAAUUUCAAGAAUGUAUGUGCGAUAUAGUAUUUUUAAAAUGUUGUCCUAAUCUUUUUUUUUUUCCAAACCGUAAGUCUCUGAUUUUUAACAUAACCAGUUUUUUGUUAGGGCAAAUAUACAUAGAAUGUUUACAUGUGAGGGUGACUCUUUUCAUUUGUUUUUGUUCAUGUUCAUAUAUGUCAUAAAAAUUCAGUUAACCUUAACUUAUCAUUGAGCUCUUGUUCUUAAAAAUCUGAAAAUAUUUCAGAAACAUUUAAAAGCCCUUGGUAUUUAAAAGAAAUUAUUUUACUUAACUGUGUAUAAUGUAUCUUUCUUUUAGACUAUUUUAUAAUAAAAUAUUUAUGAUUUUUAUGACCUAGAGCAAGGACUCAGUGAGAUGAGUUAUAGCUACAGCUUCUGAUCAAAACGAUACAUCUAGUUAGUGUGAACCUUAAGCCCGCCCUACGUGCACCAUGGUGCUUUAGUACUCUGUUUAAAGUUACAGUGAGUCAAUGAAGAACCCCAUCCAUUACGUAGCACUCUCAUGGUGGUACGUAUGACUAGAGCAGGCCAUAAAUCAGCCAUAAUAACAGUUGCCAAGAGUUCAUCCUUCCUUGAUCUGAUAUUAUCCUUUACUUAUAUUUCCUGCUGAUUCUUCCUGUUACAAGAUAUCUUUCUGUAAAAAUUUGAUGUAAUAGUGGUAACCUGAAUGCAUGUUGUUUCUUUAAAUUUCCCUCUCACUUUUGCCAAGUAGCAGACGUCUUGAUACGCAGCUUUCUGGUGGCUGUACUUCCCAGAGAUCAACUAUGACAGUGAUAAUCUUUGAUAGGCAGCCUAAGUCUCAUAUUUAUAUCACAUGACCAGUUGAUGUCUCUAACUGUAAAUCUGUUCUUCCCACCUAAGUCCAUUUGUAAACAUGUGUGAAAAUUGUGAUGUUUUAUGGAUCCUCAAAUAUUGUAUCAGGUACAGUUUGCAGACAUACGAGUAUUUUUGAUUGGUUACUCCCUAAAAUUCUAUAAUUUUGUUGGUCCUCAAAAAGUUAUAAAUAAUAACUAAGAAGAAUGUACAUAACUAUAUGUCUUCUCUGGAACAGUGGACUUAAUAGUUACAUUAGGUUGGGAUAUAGAAAGAAGUUGAGAAAAUUCAUCUAAAAGUUUGCCUUUCACUUUUAUACUCCUCUGUAGUCUCAGAGGUAUAUUCCCCUAAUUAUAUUUCUUGAAUAGUCAGAGAGAGAUUUGUUUGAAGAGGAACUAACUCUUGGCACAAUUAUUGACAGCAGGUGCCUAGUCUAUUGUGGAAAGAUUUUAAAAGGUGAAAAAGAUUGAAGGACUAGUGAAGUUGCUAGUAAUGUGUCCAUUUUCUGUUUCAUGAUCAAGUGUUUUAGAUCUAACAAUUUGGGGGGAUAACCAGGAAAACUGCGCUUUGCCUUCCCUCUGAUUUCAUGAGUUCAUCCUCUAUGUAAAGCAAGUGGAAGCUCAUCCCACUGGCUUCAUCCAAAUACUCAAUUUAAAAAGAAUCUGUAAGCCAAAGGGAUCUCAAAAGCUUUUCCUGUGAGCUGGGAACAUAAUAGCAUCUCGGGUACUAUUAAUUCCCCUGAAUAUCCUGUCCUAGGGCACUUGCCUCCUUCGUUCUCUCUUACCCCAAGCAGCCAGCCGCAUAACUAAGGUAUGAAGACUAAUGAGUAGAUGAGAGCCUAAACCAAGAGAUGCCAUUACUCAGGGCUCUGUGUGACCUGAGCUGGAGUAGUCACCUGAAAGGUAAUUGAAAGCAUGUACCUGCAUCAGUCAAGGAGUGCUGUGUUCUAAUGUUGGCUCUGCAUUUACACUUACACAUUCUCCUAGAAGGCAGUGUUUAUGACUUCAGGUAAAUAUGGCCCAUGUUUGAGGGCUUAGAGACUAUCAUAUCACGAUAGUUUUACAAACACACUUGUUGUUUUUUUUUCUCUUUAUCCUUUUGCAUUUUUUAACAAAACAUUUAAGGAAAAUGUAAUAUGCCUAUGUGCAACUGUUGAGAUGUCUUGUUUGGCUUUCUUUCCUUGUUUUUCUCUUUGAAGUAAAUUAGUGUGUUUAUCCUCAUCUGUAUUUAUUAUUAUUGCUAUUAAAUGACAGAUUGGUUAUUAAAACAAUACCUUGCAGUAAGUAAGUAAACUGUUUUUUUGUUGAAGCCAAUCAAAACCUGUGGUUUUAAUGAGACAGCGAACUGUUUAUGCUUAGCAUUUUUGUCACACACAAGAAGAAAAAUAUAUUGCCUUAUUUGCAACAACUAUACUGAGAGGAGACCAGUGUGAAUUAUAUUUUUUAUGGAAACAUAGACUUUGGGCACAGAUUUUAAGUACAUAUCUUCAUUUGUUUUAGUGAAUAAAACAUUUAAAUUUUAAAUAAAGGACAUUUAUUAACCUGUCCCUAUGCUAAUAAAAAUCUUUAAAACUUUUUCAUGUAGCAGUAACAAUAAUAGCACAUUUUAAGUCUCAUUUUAAAAGAAAAAAUAUUUCAAAAUUCAGGCAAAAAGGGAGGAAGGGAGAUGGAGUGAUAAUCCUAUCAUCCAGUAUUAAUGUUAACCUGUAUAUUGAAUAAUUUAUUAAUAUCUCAGGUUUUUAAAAAAUGUGUUCACAAGUUUGAGGAGUGUAUUUUUUUCAUAGUUAAAAUCAAGCCACUUUUACAGUUUUGUAGCCUGAUCAAGCCUUUUCUUUAUCACGUUAAUGAUACCUGUAGCCACACUCAAGCCACAAGUUAUCACAAAUUUUGAAUUGGUAAGAAUGAGAAAUGAGGAGGGAUCCUGGGUUGAUCCUCCUCCACCCCCCACUCCCCUCCCCGGACAUCUGCAUAAAGCAAACAGCCCCUCCCUUUAGGAAAGAAGAGAAUGAAGAUGAGAUCUUUGUUAACCUGUGCUAGUCACCUGCUCUCAGCCCAGAGUAGUCAUGCGAUUGCAUAUCCUUUGCAUUACUCUAUUACGACUGUGUGGCAUGUAUUUUUAAUGAAGGAAUUUAAAAUACCAUUAUUGCUGUAAAGAUUAGUGUCUGCAUGAUUUUUCUGUCUCUUGGCUUCUUUUCCAUGCAUAGCACUAAUAGAUGAAGCAGAACAGGUGGUAAUUGCCAUUGGCGCGGUGAGACUUGUGAAUAGCAUCUGUUUAUGUCUCUUUUACCGUCCAAUGGUUAGCAUAACCUCUUCAGUGCUCUCCUAUGUGUAUGAUAACAGUCUGUCAUCAGUCAUUAUAAGGUGCUAAUUUACACUUUUUCUAGCAUAAUGGAAUAGGUGAAGAAGAAAGUCCAUCUGGUGACUAAAUAUGACUAUGAUUGGAAUCAAAUAAUUAAAAAGGUAUAAUACUUGUGAGGUUAUUAUGGAAUAUUGCAUCAGAUAAUAUGUCGAAGACAACCAUUUCAAGCCAGAGCAGUUCCAUAAAUAGACAUAUUAGUAAUGUUAUAGUCUGGGUUUUGGUUUUAACAUUUAAAAGUUGUUUACUGUUUUAUACAGUAAAACACUCAAAUUCUUCUGGUCUUCAUCGUCCUUGUAAUUGGUUUUCUUAAGUUUACUUUUAAAUGUCACAGUGUGGUAUUUAUAUGUGUUGACAUAAGUACAUGCUUUUAAAAAAACAUUUUGUUAUGGAAAAAAUAGAGAAUUGUAUAAUGAA